Messenger RNA from Gryllus bimaculatus (two-spotted cricket), 1006 nucleotides. Lineage: Eukaryota; Metazoa; Arthropoda; Insecta; Orthoptera; Gryllidae. The record is from the annotation of a GenBank genome assembly.
UCUGCAUCGUCUCGUUGAGGUUGGCGCCGCGCGCAGAGCCCGAGUUGACCUCGUCGCGCAGCAGGUCGCCGGUGGAGAGGUGCGUGUAGCCAUACUUCUUGACGAUCCGCUCGCACUGCGUGCCUUUGCCGGAGCCGGGCCCGCCUGGAACGCCCGGAAACGCGUGGUCACACACGGCCGCCCAGAGGAUUUCUGUCUCCCAUGAUCUCUUCACAUAUUGACAAAGGCCGAAACCAACUGAAAUGAAACGCGAAUCCAAUUCGAGUCUCGCUGCGAAGGGGGGCGCCUCUCCCCACACGCGCGUAAUUGGCUGACGUCUCCGAGAUUGGCAGGGGGAACAAGCGUAUAAAAGCGGGCGGUCCCGCAGACACAGCAUCCACUAGUUCCUCUGCUCUCUGCAUCUUAACAUCGGCUUCUCCACCGCCCGCAGCACAAUGGCUUCCUUCACUCUGGUAGUCUUCCUUGCUUCGGUCGCAGCAACGAUGGCCAUGCCGCGAGAUAUUUCUCAAAGUCUUAUUGACAGCCACAUGAAACACUUUGAAGAAAACAGGCAAGCACUGAAACUCCUCAAGGCAAUCAUUGAUGAAAUGAACAGCAAUAUCGAAUUUGUACAGAAGCGCUCCGUGUGCUACAUCGGCGGCGGCAUGGGCCACAACUGCGAGUACGGCGAGGCGCUGGACUCUGCGUUCGCGGCGCGCCACCUGCUGGGCGACGACAACCCCGGCAAGCGCAGCCGCCUGCCCCUCGCGCCCGCCGGCGGCCCCUUCUAGACAGGGAUAUGGAUUGGAACGAAGCAAGCUGAAUGACAUGGAUCGACGAAAGAGUCGCCAUUGCUGCCACACGUGCUUUUUUUCAAUCACAUAAUGAAAUGACUAAUUAUGGUAUUUUCUAGUGCACGAGCAAUUGGAAUAAUGACAAAGUCAUAAUUCUGUCCAAUUUUGUGCUGGAAAACUGUAUAUAAGUCACAAUGUAGAUAUUUGUUAAUACAAACAUUUCCAUAAAAUUA